This is a messenger RNA of Drosophila grimshawi, 3233 nucleotides long. Its product is annotated as protein phosphatase 1H. Gene Ontology annotation, molecular function: protein serine/threonine phosphatase activity; cation binding. NCBI's taxonomy places the organism in Eukaryota, Metazoa, Arthropoda, Insecta, Diptera, Drosophilidae. The coding region runs from base 667 to 2637 and encodes 656 amino acids. Gene Ontology annotation, biological process: protein dephosphorylation. The record is from RefSeq and is a predicted model, not a curated record. The transcript has 3 exons.
UCUUAGCAGCUGCUUCUUCUUCUUCCUCUGUUUUUCAUAAAUAUUCGUCAGCAAGAGAAAAUAUUAAGGGGGCUCAAAAAUAAGCUAAUGCUUACGCGGCCAGUGGUAAAACGGCAUAUUAAUCAAUUAUUAGCCAAAUAGUAUAAAAUGCCAGCCAGCUGCAAUCGUUAAGUGCACGACACAGUAUUGAUUUUUACAACCAUAAAGCCCAAGAAGACAAGAUAAAUGGGCUGAUUUCUGUUUUUGUUGUUGCUGCUGUUGAUGUUUCGCGAGAAAAUCAAAUUGAUCGAAGUCGCGCCAGUGUUUGCAAUCAAAACAAUAUAAUAACAGCGAACACACAGAAUAAUAUUUUGCCAAACAGAACAAAACAGCAAUCGAUAAUUAAUAAAAAAGAGAACAAAAUAAAUGAAAAUUGCUGCAAUCGAUUCGAAAUCGCAGCACGCACAAAACGUUUAUUAGACAAAAGAUAAAUCAAAUCUGGAGAAGCGAUUGCUCGUUAAAUAUUACACUUCUAUAGAUAUAGAUAGAGGUAUAGUUAUAGAUAAGAGCGGAAGGGCAAGCCAGCUCGCCACGUCAGUGGGAGUGAGCGAGAGGCAGCUAGCCAGCUUAGCCACUGGGCAGUAAACAGAGGGAUUCUUCAGAUUUUGAUUCGUCCCCGCAACUGCAAUGUUCAACAAUUUAAAAAAUCGUUUCGUUUCGGCCAUUGUGCCCGAUCUGCCCUUAUUGCCGAGCAGCGAGAGGGAGCGAGAUCGGGAGCAGCGAGAGCGGGAUCAUCAGCGUGGUGGCCACAUGCGCUAUUUGCAAAUGACGGACAAGAUCCCGUAUGGACGGCCCUCAUUCCUGCAGCUGCUCACCAACGACGAGCUGCGCGCCUCCGCCGACCACAAUGUCCGCCCGAUCAUCGUGCCCCGCGAAAUCAAUCUGCUGCCCUGGGCCACAGGCUACGCCGAGUGCGUAAACUCCGGCAAGUCAGAGUGGAACGAGGAUCAAGCUGCCUUCUGUCGGCAGGUGCUUUCGGAUCCGGAACACAAGCAUCCCGAUCUGCCGUAUACGUAUUUUGGCAUUUACGAUGGCCACGCCGGCUGUGGAGCCGCAUUGGCCGCCUCGCAUCAAUUCCAUCACAUCCUGCACGAGAAGCUGGUCGACUGCAUCGAGCAGCUGCUGCCACGUGACGAGGAUAUUGAGAACGGGAAGCUGCCGUUGAAUGCGAAUUCCUUUCCGCAUCCCGUCUACUUUCAACGUCGGGUUAGCAAGGACGAGCUAAUCGUUGGUGCGCUGGAGAGUGCAUUCUUUCACAUGGACUCGCUGAUCGCGCAAGACAGGAAUCGUUUUCUAUAUCGGGAUCCCGGCGGCUGCACGGCCUGCGUGACGCUCUUCAUCGAUGGCAAGAUGUAUGUGGCCAAUGCUGGCGACAGUCGCGCCGUCCUCUGCCAGCGCCGAGCGGGACCAGCAUCGGCAGUGGCAUCUGGAUCGGGAGUGGCAGCCAAUCAGGCGGAAUCAGAUGCUGUGGAAGCAGCUGCUUACAGUUAUCCGACGCCGUAUUCGGCGGAUCAUACGCCGGAAACGGAACGGGAACGCUUGCUGAACGUGGCCCGGUUGACGCCACAUCUGAUGGGAAAACAGUAUGUGGCCAUGGAGUAUGCCAAGCGGCCACACAUCAAGAACCUGGGUCAGCGCAUCCUCUGCCGCCAAGGCACCAUGAAGGGCUGGACGUACAAGACGUUGACGCGCGACGAUCUCCGCAUGCCGGUGGUGAAUGGGGAGGGAAAGCGUAGUCGGCUGCUGGGCACACUGGGCGUUACACGGGGAUUCGGGGAUCACGAUCUGCUGGCGAUCAACACAGGCAUUGAGAUCAAACCAUUCCUAACCCCGCAUCCCGAUGUGCGACAGCGUGAUCUCAGCCAGGUGGUCAGCAUACCCGAUGAGCAUAACGAGGAUGGUGACUACGGCAUUCUCGUGAUGGCCACCGACGGCCUCUGGGACGUGUCCGAGAACGAGGCGGUCGCCCGGACCGUGUUCCAGACCCUAUCGCGAUAUCCCACAGAGAAGCAUCGCUAUACAAUGGUCGCCCAAGAGCUGGUGGCGCGUGCUCGCGGCAAGAUCAACGACUCGGGCCAUUGGCGCUUGGCCGACAGCAAAGCGGCGGCCACCGUUGACGACAUCUCUGUAAUCGUAAUACCCGUGCAUCAGUACUACAAGGAGCACAUCCAAUGGACGCACAACUACAAGAACGAGCUCGAGCAGCGCCGGCGAAGGGCAGCCGAAGCUGAAGCCAAUAAUAUGGCCCAAGAGGCAGUAAAUGUGCUCAAUGGCAUUAUUGCCGAGGAAGCGCAUGUCGUUGAAGAGCAACCACAAGAUGAAAAACAGGCGGAGCAGCCAGUGCCUGAAGUGAAGUUGAAGGAAAAGGAACUGGAACAGGAGCAGGAGGAGGCACUGGUUGCCGAAUUGAACGAUGAGACGCCGCAGCAGACGAGCCUCGAGACAGUCAGCGAAUCGCUGGAGCAAGUGCAGCUGGAUGUGAGUGCAGCACAAGCAGCAGCAGCAGCCGAGACGACAACAACAACAAUAACAAUAGCAGCGACGACAAAUAAGCAGCAGCAGCGCAACAAUCGCAAGGGCAAAGGCAACAGGCAGUAAACUAGGACAAGGACACAGAGAAAGACAGAGAGAGAGAGAGGGAGAUAACAACAGCGGCGGCAUGUGUCCUUAUUAAAUGCUACAUAAAACAUAUACAAAUAAAAAAUAAUAAUAUUUAGCACAUGCAUAUUUAUCUUUUGUAUUCCGAGUCUAAAGAUAUAUAUUUAUAUUUACACAUUCAUGCAUUAGUUUACGUGUGUAUAGAAAGUAUUUUUUUUUUUGCAAAGAAACAUGCAACUUUUUGUACAAUUUAAUUUAUGAAUUAUGCUUUUUUUAUUUUUAUUAUUGUGAAAAUACCAGCUUACCAAUUUAUUCUAUUUAAUUAUUCUACACAAGAAAUUAGACAUAAUGCAAAUUGAAAAGAAAAUUAAUUUGGAUAUGUUCAACAUUGUUCAACAUAGCCUUGCAAACCGAUGUUUAUCUGUAUACAUCUAAUUUGAAUUACGAAUUAAGAACUCAGACCGAUCGAUUCUACUGGUCCGAUUAUAAUGUAGAAUCGAAAAACAAAAACCAAUCAAAUCAAUGAUUCCAAACAAAAGAAUUAGAUAGAGUUUUAAGCGGAGUAGCAUAAUAAAAGCGAUAAUUGUUAAAUAUAA